Messenger RNA from Ostrea edulis (European flat oyster), 4109 nucleotides. RefSeq names its product protein SSUH2 homolog. Lineage: Eukaryota; Metazoa; Mollusca; Bivalvia; Ostreida; Ostreidae. Bases 506 to 2026 code for a protein of 506 amino acids. The transcript is spliced from 13 exons. The record is from RefSeq and is a predicted model, not a curated record.
AAGAUAAAAAUAAUUCCUAUCCACGAGGAAGUAUAGGUUAGGUCAGAAUGUCAGAGAAAACACCACUACUGAGGUAAAAAUGUUGGGUUUAACAGAUCUUUUUUAAUUUACUUUUAAAUCCAAUCAUUAUUCUUUACAAACUUUUUCAGUUGAAAUAGUGGUAUUUGCGUCAUAAAUAUGCAUGCCAAAAGACUGUUAUUGUUUCUUUUUUCCUGCACUUUAAAUGAUGUUUUUGAUUUAUCUGUGACUUGUGGAACACGGUGGUGUAUUGGCACACAUUAAUUCCAUUGUAAAGUCAGCACUCUAAACAUUCCAUCAUCUUACUAGGAUGGGCAUUUAUAAGUUCAGUGAUUUCAGAAUGUUGUGCAAUAUUCAUGGUUGGUUGCACUUUAUGACACUUGACCCCAAAAUCGUCAGUCUAAAAAUUGGAAAAACCCAUCUUGUGAAGGUAUAGCAGUGUUCAGAGGCAUAAUUAGGUCGCACUGUUUGAAAGUACUUGAUUUCAAUGGCAGCAUCAGGCGUUCAUAAAUAUACAAAUCUGAAGAACGAGAGUGCCACAUUAAGUGGUCAAGGAGGAUAUGGAGCUCCACCCCCUCAGGGAGGGUAUCCGGGGGGAUACCCAGGUGGGCCACCAGCAGGGGGAUAUCCUGGAGCGGGGCAGCCACAAGGGGGUUAUCCUGGGGGUGGUCAACCACCUCCAGCAGGGGGAUACCCAGGAGCACCACCAGCGGGAGGAUACCAAGGGGGACCACCAGCGGGAGGUUACCCAGGAGCACCACCAGCAGGGGGAUAUCCAGGAGCACCACCAGCAGGGGCAUACCAAGGGGGAGGUCAGCCACCACCUGCUGGGGCCUACCCACCACAAGGCGGAGCACCCCCACCGGCAGGCUCUGUUCCCAAGUACUCGGGGGAGAUGCCAGAUGACGAUGUCAUGGAUGAUCCUAACCGAGCCGAGACACAACCUACAGCGCCACCUAUGGAGAAGAUGGAUCACAUAGGAGGCUACAACAAUGUCGGCUUCAAUGCCAAUGUUCUUCCUCCUCCGAGUUAUGAGGAUGCUACAAAAAUGCAACCACCAACAGAGAGACAGGCAAUCCAAAAUGUCCCAACCAUCACUGAACAAGACGCCAGGGAAGCACUGCUAAGUCAUGUGGCGGAGCACUGCUGUUACGGUAAAGGCGCUGCGGAGGAUCUCAAAUUUCUGGACCUCAAAUCCACGAGUGCGUUUCAUUACACCUUGGAAACCUACGGGGAAGGUAGAUCUACCUCCUGGGCAUAUGAACCAUAUUCAGGUCAACUGAUAGAUGGUCCACAAAAUGGCACUGCCCCAGGGCCCUGGGACAUACAGGCCACACCCCCAACUAUGUUUCAGAAUACAGAGCAAAACUUAGAGGUGCCACACACUGCCUCUGUCAAGCCAUGUCAUGAUUGCUUUUCCUCGGGGUAUGUGAGAUGUCACAGGUGUUUUGGCCGAGGAAGGAUCAGGUGUGUCCAUUGUCAUGGAAGCGGCCAUGUAACUCGUUACCAUGACGGUGAGCACAGACAUGAUCGUUGUCAUUUCUGUCACGGAUGUGGAAGACGAGAGUGCUACACCUGUCACGGGUAUGGUAUGGUGGUUUGCAAGACCUGUAUGGGACACCGAAACCUGAAGUGUUACAUCAAGCUUACCAUCAAAUGGACAAACCAUGUGAAUGACCACAUUGUGGAGCGCACGCCUCUCCCUGACCAUCUGAUCAGAAACGUGUCUGGACAAAUUGCUUUUGAGGAAACUAGUCCAAAGGUUUGGCCAAUUAAUCACUUUCAUGAGCAAGAAAUCAAUCAAGCCUCCGGUCACCUGAUCAGUAGUCAUCAGUUUCCAUCAGAACGCAUGCUAAUGCAGAGACACAGAGUGAGGAUUGUGCCAGUGACUCAAUGCCUGUACAAAUGGAAGGACACCGAGUCGGAUUUCUUUGUGUAUGGAUUCGAACACUGCUGUUACGCACCGAACUAUCCUCAAACCUGUUGCUGCGGAUGUUCCAUCUUGUAACUGGUGGUAUAAGAUUAUUGUGCAGGAGAACAUAUGUUCUUUCAUAAAUGUACAAAGUGCUAGAUUAUUCCGCAAGAGAACAUAUGUUCCUUUAUGAAUGUACAAAGUAGUAGAAGUUUAAUACCUUGUCAUUGUACAUCUACUCCAUUACAUUUAAGUUCUACAUUAUAACAUUUCAUGCAUGCAACUAAAAGGAUAUGUGCAAUAGAUUGAAUGAUGUGAAAGACAACCCCUUCUCUCUCCCCCCCCCCCCCCCCCCCCCCCCCCAUUUCAUUCCUUUUUCUUUUAGCAGAAUUAAGAAAUUUAGCUGUAAUUGAUACUCAUUAUCAUUAUGCUUUAAGAUAGCCAGUGAAUGGAUACCUGUCAUAUAGUACAAGAGAGGGUUUAUUUCCUCAGUUUUCGGAUUCGUUUCCACUUAUUAAGAAUUGACCAACAUAAGUGUCACUUGGUGAUACUUUUCAUUUAUAUACAAGUGAUUCUACUGGGCUUUCAGCUGGAAGACCAAAGUACCACGUCAAUUCACGUAUAAUGUUGUUUCAAAAAUAUUUCUUUUUUUUUUUUUUUUAAAAAGAACUUGUUUUGGUGCCAAUUAUUAGAUAUUCAUUGAAAAUUAUACUGUACCUUGUAGUUGAAAUUUAAUCUGAUUGAUAUAUAGUACUGCAUGUACAUAUUACAUUGUAUGUAAUUGCAGACGAGGUUUGCUUCAACACUUGCGUAACACUAAUACACAAUAUGCAUGUAUGUUGUUGAAAUAAAAUAAACAAGAAUUGUGUACCACACAUUUAUAUAUGACAUACAUGUAUUUGUGUAUUGUGCUUCUAUGUAAAGAAUGUAGUCUGAAGACUUUAUACAUGUAGAUAGAAUUGUGGAGCUGUUAAUGAAAAUUUCAUUUUAGAGACUCUCUUUUAACAUAACUGUUUCUGGGUGAAUUGAAAACCAGGCAAAACCUUCAGCUAGAAAGGUGAACGAACUUGGAGCUGAAAUAAACCCUUAUACAUGGCAUUACCACUGAAUCUAUCUGGAUCUAUACAUUAUACAAUGUUAUGAAGCUCCGCUCAAUCAUUGACUUGCUUUUAUCUGUUUCCUCCAUAUAUUUCUUAUCUACAAGUGCUUGUAUUUGUUUAUGAUGCAUUUACAUCCUUUAUACCCCGAAAGCAUUAUAAGUAUUGUUUGCUUAAUGUUUGAUGUAACUUAUAUAGCAACAGAUUUGUAAGGAUGAGAAAUGUUACCCAGCGCUGAACCUUACAUUUACAUGUUCGUACAGCACCCGAUCUAAAGAUUGAUGUCAAAAUCCAUAUUAAAGCAAUUAUCAUUUGGGCUCAACAAUGUAUAAUUCAGUUCAUUCACACUUUGUUUUUCAUAAAUUUAUCUCACUUUGAUCAGCAACUUCAUGUGCCAUAUAAUGAUAUUGUAUUGAAUAUAGGUGAAUAUCCUACUUCAUCAGCAAGUUUGAUCCUCCACUACAAUCAUUUAGUUUGACCAAUGAAAGUGUUGGCUUAAGAGCUAUGUCUGUUUGGUCUGAAAUGACAGCACCCUCCCUGGCCUGACUUAGUUUAUAUGUAUGUUGCCAACACAGUUGACUGCUAUCUGUUUCAAAAUGACACAAUUAAAGUAUUACCGAAACCAAACUACACUGGAUGGGAUCAAACUUGCUCUGUAUUUGAUGCUAAAAUUAAAAACUUACUUGCCAAUUGUACUUUGUGCUUGCAUAUUGCAUUUAUUUUGAAUGUGUCACUUUUGUACCAAUCACAGCUUUUAAUUUGAUUCCUAUGCAGAGUGUGUACUACUGUUUUGUACAUGCAUCCUCUGGGUAUAGCAGGAAGUUUGGGGACUUUGCUGUUGACAAUGAGAGCAAGCAUCUUACCUGCGUUAUAGAGCCAUUGGCGUUGUUGUAUAUUGUUAAGUUGUACUUUAUAACAGAUUAUUUUUCACUAAUUUUUUCAAAGUUGAGUGUUAUUUUCAUGGUAUUUAAUACAUGUGAAAAGGUUGCAAUAUCUUAGUAGCCAUAAUUUUUGCAUAUUGUGUUAAUAUUUUGUGUUUCAACUUAUCAGUGGCAUGAAACCUAUUAAAACUUUUGAGUAAU